AUGAGGCCGGCGUUACUACAAUCGAGCCUUUGUCAAUGGGGACAUACGCCUCGAGCCAGGUCUUGUCUUCUAUUUCGACAACGUCGCUUCUUUGCGGCCGUUGCGGACGCAGUUAGGCCUUACGAUGUCAUUGUCAUCGGUGGUGGCCAUGCAGGGACAGAAGCCAGUGCUGCCUCCGCCAGAUCAGGCGCUCGCACGGCACUGGUCACACCGUCAUUAUCCAAUCUCGGCGUCUGUUCCUGCAAUCCCAGUUUUGGGGGCAUAGGCAAAGGCACGAUGAUCCGAGAAAUCGAUGCGCUGGACGGAGUCGCCGGUCGCAUAAUUGAUAAAGCCGGCAUCCAGUUUCGAAUGCUGAAUAUCAAGAAAGGUCCUGCGGUAUGGGGACCGCGAGCGCAGAUUGACCGGGACCUGUACAAGAAGUACAUGCGGGAAGAGAUGUUGGCAACGCCAAACCUGAGCAUACUGGAAGGCAAAGUCGCGGAUAUCAUUGUUUCAAGAGAGGGUAUCGAAACGGGGGACAAGAUAUCGCAAGGACGUAUAACCGGUAUUCGUCUUGAAGAUGGCCGAGUCAUUCCCGCUUCUCAUGUGGUUAUCACCACUGGGACAUUUCUCGGUGGGGAGAUACACAUUGGACUGGAGGCAUAUCCCUCAGGACGAAUGGGCGAGGCUGCUACCUUUGGCCUGAGCAAAUCAUUGCGGAGUGCAGGAUUCACUUUGGGACGAUUGAAGACCGGAACCCCGCCACGGCUGGAUCGCGAUACCAUUGAUUUCACUGUUUUACAAGUGCAGCCAGGCGAUGCCCCGCCCACGCCUUUUUCUUACCUGAACAAUACUGUUGAGAUUGGAGAGGCUGGCCAGUUGAAUUGCUGGACCACCUACACCAACGAAGCGUCCCACGAGAUCAUCCGAGCUAACCUGGAUAAGUCGAUACAUAUUCGAGAAACUGUGAAGGGACCCCGAUAUUGCCCGUCCCUAGAAUCCAAGAUCAUCAAAUUCAAGGAUAAACAAAGGCACAUGAUUUGGCUGGAGCCCGAAGGCCUUGAGCCAAACAAAAUUAUCUAUCCUAAUGGUAUCAGCAUGACUGUCCCAGCUGACGCGCAGUACGCCAUGCUCAGGACGGUCAAGGGGCUUGAGAAUGUCAAAAUGCUCCAACCUGGGUAUGGGGUCGAGUAUGACUAUAUUGACCCACGGAAUUUAUUCCCGACACUUGAGACGAAGCUCAUCAAGGGGCUUUUCCUCGCGGGGCAAAUCAACGGCACCACGGGGUACGAAGAAGCUGCGGCUCAGGGCAUUGUUGCAGGUAUAAACGCAGGGUUAUCCGCUCAAGGAAAAGAUUCAUUCACUCUUUCCCGCGCCGAAGCAUUUAUCGGCAUCCUCAUCGACGACCUCAUCACCAAGGGCGUGAGUGAACCAUACAGAAUGUUCACAGCACGAAGUGAAUAUCGCAUGAGCUGUCGCUCCGACAACGCGGACCUGCGACUGACAGAGAAAGGCCGCAAUGUCGGCGUCGUGAGCGACAAGCGGUGGAGUCAUUUCACCAGCACUCGAGAUGAGAUGGCAGAACUGCAAAGCAAACUCGAAGAAGUCAGACACCCAAGCCCAGAAUGGGUGAAAAUGGGGUUUCCUUCGCGCAUCGACUCAACCCGCCGGAGCGCAUUUGAUAUGCUCCGUGUGACCGGCGUCGACAUGAACGGCAUCGCGGACCGCGUCCAAUCUCUGUCCUCAAUCUCCAACUACUCCCCCAAGAUCCAGAGCAGAGUACAAAUAGAAAGCCUCUAUGCUCCUUACAUCUCCUUCCAACAGAAAGCCGCAGAAUCAUUUGCCAGGGACGAAUCCCUCGCUCUACCCGCGGAUCUGGAUUACGAUUCUGUAUUUGGGUUGAGCAUUGGUGAGCGGGAGGUAUUGAAGCUGGUGCGGCCUGGCAGUGUGGGGAUGGCCAGAAGAGUGGAGGGAGUAACGCCACAUGGGGCGCUGAGGCUAUUGAAGUAUGCGAAGAGAAGUGGCCGUAGCAAGAUGCCAGAGGAUGGGUUGUUGCCUCAAAGCGACGGAGCUCAACCUGAAGGAGCUAUUCCUGUAUAA
Molecule: messenger RNA, 2079 nt
Organism: Fonsecaea multimorphosa CBS 102226
Lineage: Eukaryota; Fungi; Ascomycota; Eurotiomycetes; Chaetothyriales; Herpotrichiellaceae
Exons: 2
Coding region: 1-2079 (692 amino acids)
Biological process (GO): tRNA wobble uridine modification; tRNA methylation
Cellular component (GO): cytosol
Molecular function (GO): flavin adenine dinucleotide binding
Source: RefSeq, a predicted model, not a curated record